Messenger RNA from Mycena indigotica, 633 nucleotides. RefSeq names its product 3-isopropylmalate dehydratase. Lineage: Eukaryota; Fungi; Basidiomycota; Agaricomycetes; Agaricales; Mycenaceae. The transcript has 9 exons. The record is from RefSeq and is a predicted model, not a curated record. The coding region runs from base 1 to 633 and encodes 210 amino acids.
AUGUUGACACAGAGCCAAGCUGGAACAAAAGCGAAGGCGAAGAAAGUGACCGCAAAAUCGCGCAAGUCUUCCGAUUGGGGCUGCGAAGGAAACGAGAAAGAGUCAUAUUUUCGGAAACUCGGAAUCGACGCAGUCAAGAAGGACUGGAGGUCGAUGAAGGCGCCGCCGCCGUUCCAUUUCGCCUGCAUGGUCAUGAACGAACAUCCAUAUCUUGAAGGCCGAGGACCGGAAGCGACAGCCAGACAAUGGCGCUGCAGCAAGGCUAGCAAGCUCAAGUUCAAAAUUAAUAACGACAUUCGGGGCUCAUCGACGCCGUCAAUGAUGGCUCGACAAGCGCGUUCAUGUGAGAGUGGUUCACCACGAAGCCUUUCGUGGAUACCGAUAAAGCACGAUUUGAUCGGCUCCUACCGUGGCCCUCGCGGCUUAUUGCUGCUCAUCCUUCGGUGCUCCUGGACAUUUGACUCCUCCCCGACUCGCGCCGAUGUCGUGAAGGCGAAAUUCGGCUGCCCUGAAGAGGACAUGCAGUGUGCCGCCCUGGAGGACAACGUGAAGGAGUUCGGGCUCACAUAUUUUGGUAUGACGGAUAAGCGACAAGCAUCGUUCAUGUCAUCACCUUCACGCUCCCUGGUAUAA